Messenger RNA from Symbiodinium sp. CCMP2592, 753 nucleotides. NCBI's taxonomy places the organism in Eukaryota, Dinophyceae, Suessiales, Symbiodiniaceae. The record is from the annotation of a GenBank genome assembly.
AUGGCCCGUAAGCAGAACGAGGAGAUGAAUGCGCUCUUCCGCCAGGACCGCGAGUACCUGGCCUACCUGCUCCGCCGCGCCAUCGUGAACCAACAGGUCCCCGACGUCAUGGCCAUGAUCCGCCUCCCGGAGAGCUCCAGCUGCAAGCGGGACAUCCAGGAGGCCAUGAAGUCAGUGAACGCCUGGGGCAACAGUGUGAUUGGUUCUGAGACGCCAGUCGCGGAAUGGAUGGAAGUGGGCAACUCGCCCAAGCGCGGCUACUCGGCAGCCGCCUCCAGCAGUGAGGCUCGCGAUCUCUUUGGCAGCGAGUCUGAAGAAUGGGAUCCUCUCAGGUCUCACUCCUGGAUGGCGUCGUCAGCUGAUGAAGGUGGCCCUCCGCGCGGACCUCCUCCGCCGAUGCCCGUGAAGAUCCAUGUACCCGUGCCGGCUCGCCCUGCCAGUGGAACCCUUCCCGAUGGGAUCGAGAGCAUGGAAAAGUGGUCCAGCGUGGUCUACGAGGCCCCUAAGUUCAAGAAUGAGAACUACAGCUACAGUGAGCUGCUGGACCUUGCCAAUAACCAUGUGCCGACCCUCGAGUACCUCAUCUGGUGCAUCAACAAGUUCGGCAAGGAUGCUCCCCGCCCGGGCAAGGUGUCGGACUUUACGGCCUUUGUGCGAGCCGUGGGAUUCAAGCCGUAUGAACGUCUUGCGGCCCUCAAGGCACAGGAGGCUCCACCGAAGCCUACUGAGGUUCGCACCUUCAAGAAAGGCUGA